Molecule: messenger RNA, 405 nt
Organism: Quercus lobata
Lineage: Eukaryota; Viridiplantae; Streptophyta; Magnoliopsida; Fagales; Fagaceae
Product: putative ankyrin repeat protein RBE_0317
Exons: 1
Coding region: 1-405 (134 amino acids)
Biological process (GO): cellular response to lipopolysaccharide
Molecular function (GO): protein binding
Source: RefSeq, a predicted model, not a curated record
AUGGAAAAAGAUUUGGAGGCCGUGAAGAGAUACUACAUGGAGAAUGAAAACGUGGGUCAUCCUCUGACAGACACCGGGGACACUGCACUUCAUGUUGCAGUGUACACCGGCAACAAGGAAUUGUUUAGUUUUUUACUUGAUCUUGCACCAUUUUUGUCUGAUAUUAGGAAUGAACUUGGAAACACAGCACUUCAUGAAGCGGCAGCAGCUGGAAAUGUCAAAAUGGCAGAACACUUAUUAUGUUUUGGCGAAAGCCAACUUGACGUAAAAAACAAUAGUGGUGAAACUCCUUUGUUUAUAGCCGCUGCAUUUGGUAAAACAGAAAUGGUUAAGUUUUUGAUUGUGGAUGCUGGGAAAAGCAACCCGAUUAAGGAAAAUCACUGCACACGAAAUGACUCCAAAUAA